AUGAGUUUCGCCCUAAGAAUUCUUGUUGUUUUAUUGGCACCAUUAGCAGCCCUAAGUGCUCCUCCACCACAAAAUACAGUCAAAGCCAGACAUCUUUCAGGUUCCUCGUUUGGAGUUCCUGGGGAUGCCUCUUAUGAUUACGUGAUUAUAGGAGGUGGGAAUGCGGGAUUGACUUUAGCGGCUCGACUUUCAAAGAAAAAUACAGUGGCAGUUAUUGAGGCAGGAAGCUUCUAUGAAAUCGACAAUGGUAAUAUCAGUCAAGUUCCAGCCUUUGAUGCUUACUUCACUGGCAAAGAUCACAAUGAUUUCAACCCAUUAAUCGAUUGGGGGUUCUUGACAACACCUCAGAAUGAAUUGUUGAACGCUACGGCUCACUUCGCCAGAGGCAAGACGCUUGGAGGCUGCACCGCCAGAAAUUAUAUGGCCUACCACCGCGCGACGAAACAGACAUAUCAGAAAUGGGCAGAUGAUGUUGGCGAUCAAAGUUAUUCGUUCGAUCAGUGGUUGCCAUUUUUCGAGAAGAGUAUUCACUAUACACCGCCGGACCCACACAAGAGAGCGGCAAAUGCGACUCCGGCAGUUGACUUGAAACCCCUAGCGACUGGCGGUCCUUUGUCUGUCACUUUCUCAAAUUACGCGCAGGCGGGAGCUUCCUGGGUUGAAAAGGGGUUCCGAGAAAUUGGAAUCAGUUCUAUACUGGGAUUCACGAGCGGGAAUCUUCUAGGAUCCUCCUAUAUACUAGGGACGAUAAACGCAAAGACGCAGCUUCGAGAUUCCUCCGAAACAUCUUUUUUGGCAUCGGCUCUAGAUAGUGAAAAUCUGAGCGUGUACAUAUCAUCCCUAGCCAAAAGGAUCUUCUUCGACGACAAGAAAACUGCGGUUGGUGUUCAAGUAGAUACCGGAGGACGUUUGUACACCUUGUCUGCGAAAAGGGAGGUCAUCGUGUCUGCGGGUGCUUUUCAGUCGCCGCAGCUCCUUAUGGUCUCUGGUGUCGGCCCAGAAGCUAAUUUGAAGAAGCACAACAUUCCUGUCGUGGCAGCCAGACCCGGGGUUGGCCAGAACAUGUGGGAUCACGUUCUAAUGGGAAUUACUUACCGCAUGAACAUCAUAACCGCUUCAUCUCUAGGAGAGCCAGACUUUCUUCUGGAUGCUGAGCGAAGGUACAGGGAGGAUCAGUCAGGUAUUCUGACCAAUGCGGGUGGAGAUUGGCUAGCAUUUGAAAAGACGCCAGCCAAUUUGCGAGCUUCCUUCUCUAACUCAACUCAAGCCAAGCUUGCCCAAGUUCCUGCUGACUGGCCGGAAAUCGAAUACCUUAGCAUGUCGGGGUUCUUGGGUUUCCAGGAAAAUUUCAUUCGCGAUAGCCCGGCUGAUGGAUAUAACUAUGCAACAGUUUCCACUGCUUUGGUAGCUCCCUUUUCCAGAGGGACAAUCGACAUAGUGUCCGACGACAUGAAUGAUGCUCCACUCAUCGAUCCUAGAUGGCUUUCCGACCCCGCAGACCGAGAAGUUUUGCUAGCAGGAUUCAAACGGGUAAGGCAGCUAUUCAAUACCACCUCAAUGCAGCCCGUCUUGAUUGGAUCUGAAUACUUCCCCGGGGAGCAUGUCCAGACCGAUGAUGAAAUUAUCGCACACAUGAGGAAAGCAUCCAGCACUGUCUUCCAUCCCGCAGCCACUUGUGCAAUGGGACGUAGCAGCGAUCCAAAUGCGGUGGUCGACUCCAAGGCAAAGGUUAUUGGUGUGAAAAACUUAAGAGUUGUCGACGCCUCAGCCUUUCCUUUCCUUCCUCCCGGACAUCCAAUGGCCACCGUUUAUGCCCUUGCAGAGAAAAUUGCUGAUGAUAUCCUUAAUUCUUGA
Venustampulla echinocandica is the source of this 1854-nucleotide messenger RNA. RefSeq lists its product as uncharacterized. Gene Ontology annotation, molecular function: flavin adenine dinucleotide binding; oxidoreductase activity, acting on CH-OH group of donors. NCBI's taxonomy places the organism in Eukaryota, Fungi, Ascomycota, Leotiomycetes, Helotiales, Pleuroascaceae. The record is from RefSeq and is a predicted model, not a curated record. The coding region runs from base 1 to 1854 and encodes 617 amino acids. The transcript has 5 exons. Gene Ontology annotation, biological process: secondary metabolite biosynthetic process.